ACAGUUCUCUAAAUGACAGACGUGAUUUCGUUUAGAAACACAAAAACGCCUUAAUGAACGAGCAAUUUCGUUUCGACGUUUGUUCGGAGAUUUGUGUGAUGUGAUCGAAAAUAAAUAAAUAAAAAGAAUAUCCCGGGACAUUCGUACUUUCUGACUCAGUUUCAGUGUCCUGUAAUAUCUCCACCUUUCGUCUUUGAAGAGAUGUCUCCAGCCUGAGUUUCCAACUGAAUUCCCUUCAAAGGUGUAAAUCGGUCCCCGUACCGAUGUGUUAGUGCAACCGGAAAGUAACAAACGCCGCCAUGUCGUCGGUGAAGGUGGCGGUGCGCGUGCGCCCCUUCAACUCGCGCGAGAUCGCCAGGGACUCCAAAUGCAUCAUAGAGAUGUCGGGCAACACUACGGUAAUAGUGAAUCCGAAAGCACCCCCUGGGAACAAAGAUGCUGCCAAAAGCUUCAACUUCGAUUUCUCAUACUGGUCUCACAAUCCCAGCGAUCCGGAAUUUUCGUCUCAAGUCAUGGUGUAUAAAGACAUCGGGGAAGAGAUGCUUCAACAUGCUUUUGACGGCUACAACAUAUGCAUAUUCGCCUACGGUCAGACGGGAGCGGGCAAAUCAUAUACGAUGAUGGGCCGUGACGAAGAUCAGGGCAUCAUCCCGAACAUCUGCAAGGACCUGUUCCGUCGCAUCAGGCAGACCACUUCUGAUGACCUCAAGUACUCGGUGGAAGUCUCCUACAUGGAGAUAUACUGUGAGCGCGUCCGAGACCUGCUGAACCCUAAGAACAAGGGCAACCUUCGCGUCCGCGAGCACCCAGCUCUUGGACCCUAUGUCGAGGACCUUAGCAAACUGGCCGUUACAUCUUACCAGGACAUUUAUGACCUUAUCGACGAGGGCAAUAAGGCCAGGACGGUGGCUGCAACGAACAUGAACGAGACGUCAUCUCGCUCGCAUGCCGUAUUCACUAUCUUUUUCACGCAACAGAGGCACGACCAGACCACGGAUCUUAUGUCUGAGAAGGUGUCGAAAAUAUCUCUAGUGGACUUGGCGGGCUCCGAGCGAGCCGACUCGACAGGCGCCAAGGGCACCAGGCUCAAGGAAGGCGCGAACAUCAACAAAUCACUCACCACUUUAGGGAAAGUCAUCUCUGCACUCGCUGAAAUCGCAUCAAAAAGCAAGAAAUCAAAGAAGGCAGACUUCAUACCAUACCGUGACUCUGUGCUCACCUGGCUUCUCCGAGAGAACCUGGGAGGGAACUCCAAGACCGCCAUGAUAGCUGCUAUAUCGCCGGCCGAUAUUAAUUACGACGAGACACUUAGCACACUGAGAUACGCCGACCGCGCCAAGCAGAUCGUUUGCAAGGCGGUCGUCAACGAGGACGCCAACGCCAAGCUCAUCCGCGAGCUCAAAGAGGAGAUCCUCAAACUGCGCGAACUCCUCAAGGCGGAGGGCAUCGAGGUCGAGGAAGGACCAGAUGGUAGAGUCGUUUAUGAAAAGAAAGAUCCGCCUGCCACCGAAGAGAACGCGUCUCCGCAACGCAAGAAGAGCGAGGCCGAAGUGCUGUCUCCGAAGCUUUCCCGAGCGGCUACGACCAUUGCCGAGGAAGCUGUGGACCAGUUGCAGGCCUCCGAGAAACUUAUUGCCGAACUGAACGAAACUUGGGAAGAGAAACUCAAGCGCACCGAGCAGAUCCGCGUACAACGCGAAGCCGUAUUCGCCGAGAUGGGCGUCGCGGUGAAGGAGGGCAUCACUGUCGGAGUUUAUUCGCCCAAGAAGACCCCUCAUCUGGUGAACCUGAAUGAGGAUCCGAAUCUGUCGGAGUGCCUCAUCUAUUACAUCAAGGAUGGUGUGACCAGGCUCGGAACUGCAGAGGCCAACGUUCCUCAAGACAUCCAAUUGUGCGGCUCUCAUAUCCUCAGUGAGCACUGCAUCUUCGAGAACACUGACGGCGUCAUCUGCCUCAUACCUCAUCGAGAGGCCCUCAUCUACGUCAACGGGCGUGAGGUCACAGAACCGAUAAUCCUGAAGACCGGCUCCCGCGUAAUCCUGGGCAAGAACCACGUUUUCCGCUUCAGCGCUCCAUCACACCCAGGUCAGCCGCUCGAAGACAAGGAGGCCGUCAUCAACAAGGAGAUGACCACCUCCGACCCUGCUGGCAAUGACGCCGAAAACGUAGACUGGGACUUCGCGCAAUGCGAGCUGCUUGAGAAACAAGGCAUUGACCUGAAGGCCGAGAUGCAGAAGCGGCUCGUGGCCUUGGAGGAGCAGUUCCGGAGGGAGAAAGAGCAUGCUGACCAGCAGUUUGAGGAACAGAGAAAGAACUACGAAGCCCGCAUAGACGCGUUGCAACGCCAAGUGGAGGAGCAGAGCGUGACCAUGUCCAUGUACAGCUCGUACACCCCCGAGGACUUCCACAACGACGAGGAUAUCUUUGUGAAUCCCCUGUUUGAGACAGAGUGUUGGUCGGCGCGCGAGGUGGGGCUGGCCGCGUGGGCGUUCCGCAAGUGGAAGUACCACCAGUUCACCUCGCUCCGGGACGACCUCUGGGGAAACGCUAUAUUCCUGAAGGAAGCCAACGCGAUCUCCGUCGAGCUCCGCAAGAAGGUCCAGUUCCAGUUCACUCUGCUCACCGACACGCCCUACUCCCCGCUGCCCGCGGAGCUGGCGCCGCGCGACGACGCGGACGACGAGUACCGCCCCAGCGCGCCCACCGUCGUCGCCGUCGAGGUCACUGACACCAAGAACGGCGCCACGCAUUAUUGGACGCUCGAGAAACUGCGACAAAGGCUGGAGCUGAUGCGCGAGAUGUACCACAACGAGGCGGAGUUGUCGCCGACCUCCCCUGACCACAACGUGGAGUCCGUCACCGGCGGGGAUCCGUUUUACGACCGCUUCCCCUGGUUCCGCAUGGUUGGACGGAGCUUCGUGUACCUGUCAAACCUCCUGUACCCGGUUCCGCUCAUUCACAAGGUCGCCAUCGUGAACGAGAAAGGAGACGUGAAAGGCUACCUGCGGGUCGCCGUGCAGGCGGUCAUUGACGCCGAGAAAAACAAUGCAGAGUUCGCGGCGGGCGUGAAGCAAUCAGCCAAGAUCUCAUUCGACGACGAUGUUGCGCCCGCGCGCCGUAAGACGCUAGCCAGCGUCGUCGACAAGAACAACGCGCUCAACCUCGAGGAGCGCAUCGAUCUCGCCGACUCCAAUAUUAAAAUAGAAGAGUUGGCCGGCGGCGAAUGCGACGCCGACAGCGGUCGCGGCGACAGCUCUCUCGCCUCAGAGCUGAAAGAGGAAGACCUUCCCGAGCACUUGACCCUUGGCAAGGAGUUUACCUUCCGCGUGACCGUGCUGCAAGCUCACAGCGUCUCAACAGACUACGCCGACGUGUUCUGCCAGUUCAACUUCCUGCAUCGUAACGAAGACGCAUUCUCGACAGAACCCGUUAAGAACACUAUUAAGAACACACCGCUCGGAUUCUACCACGUACAAAAUAUCACUGUCCCAGUAACCAAGUCGUUUGUGGAAUAUAUUAAAACACAGCCAAUUGUUUUUGAAGUAUUCGGACAUUACCAGCAACAUCCAUUACACAAGGACGCCAAACAAGACGGCCCAGUAGCCGGGCGCACGCCCCCGCGCCGCAUGCUGCCGCCCUCCAUCCCGAUCUCGGCGCCCGUGCGGAGCCCCAAGUGGGGCGCGGCCAGUGUAGCCCCGCCCUGCUGCUCUUCUCACCUCCACUCUAAACACGACCUGCUCGUGUGGUUCGAGAUCUGCGAGCUGGCGCCCAACGGUGAAUACGUGCCAGCUGUGGUGGAACACAGCGACGAACUCCCGUGCCGAGGGCUGUUUUUGCUGCACCAGGGCAUCCAGCGCCGCAUCCGCAUCACCAUCCUACAUGAACCUUCUGGAGAUUUGCAGUGGAGCGACGUUCGUGAGCUCGUCGUCGGCCGCAUUCGCAAUUCGCCAGAGGCUAAUGAAGAUACAGCGGACGGCGAAGAAGAUGGCGCGCUGUCGCUAGGACUCUUCCCCGGAGAGAGGCCCACGCUCGACGAUCGGGCUGUAUUUAGGUUUGAAGCGGCGUGGGACAGCAGUCUGCACGGCUCGCCGCUACUGAACAGGGUGAGCGCCAACGGAGAAGUCGUCUACAUCACGCUCAGCGCAUACCUCGAGGUUGAGAAUUGCGCCCGGCCAGCCAUCGUCACCAAGGACCUGUCCCUCGUGGUAGUGGGCCGCGAGGCGCGCACGGGCCGCUCGCUGCGCCGCGCGCUGUUCGGCUCCAAGUGCGCGCGCGCCGACCGCCUCACCGGCGUCUACGAGCUCAGCCUGCACCGCGCACUAGAGCCAGGAGUCCAGCGACGACAAAGGCGCGUGCUAGACACGAGCGGCACAUACGUGCGAGGAGAGGAGAAUCUACACGGCUGGCGUCCGCGCGGAGACUCGCUUAUAUUCGACCAUCAGUGGGAGCUCGAGAAAAUGACCCGGCUGGAACAAGUAGGGCGCACGCGGCACUUCCUGGCCCUGCGCGAGCGCCUGCGGCACGGACACGAGAACACGGUCGCGCCCAACGACUUCACCAAAACCGAGAAGGAGGUGUGCAACAUGGCGGCGAAGGCAGCGGCCGAGCAGCACGCGCGAGACGAGUCCCUGUACGAGCCGUGGGACAUGACGCCGCCCGAGCGAGACCUCGCCACCAAGUUCCUCAAACUUAUACAAGGACGAAUAGGAAUGAACAACAACACCGAGGGCGCUCAGUCGCCCGCUUCUCCCGUGGACGAGGGCCUCGCGCCCGACAUGUCAACGCCAUCCCUGCUUUCCUCUGUACACAGUGCCAGCAGCUUCGACUUCUUAUCGUAUCCCGCUCGGCUCCCACUUCCAUGCACGCCAUACCCUUGGACUAUUGCGUCGGUCAUUCUGAGACUAUGCUCACCGGAGCGCGCGCUCCUAGAGAAAUCAAUGGCGGCAUGGGGCGGCGUGGCGCUGAGCGCGGGCGGCGCGCUGUACGUGCCCGACUGCGAGGAGGUGCGCGUGUCCGCCGCCGUGGCGCGUCGCGGGCACCUCAACGUGCUGCAGCACGGCACGCACGGCUGGAAGAAGCGGUGGCUGGUGGUCCGCCGGCCUUACGUGUUCAUCUACCGCGACGAGCGCGACCCCAUCGAGCGCGCCGUCAUCAACCUCGCCAACGCCCACGUAGAAUACUCCGAAGAUCAGGAGCAGAUGGUGCGGAUGCCCAACACUUUCAGCGUUGUGAGCAAGGAGCGCGGCUACCUGCUGCAGACGCUGGGCGACAAGGAAGUUCACGACUGGCUGUACGCCAUCAACCCGCUACUCGCCGGACAGAUCAGUUGUCGCGCCGCAGGUCCCGCUCGGCGCGGCGCGGAGACAAGGCCGCGCCCGCGCCUGCGCCCGCAUGAGUCCUCACCAUGGAGUCUAUCCUCGUUUAUUAAGCGCAUCGCCUCCAGCCAGCGUACUGACGUGCAUCCUUGCCAUUGAAACUGCUAGGGCUUGUUCAUUCUGUUUCUGAGUCGGUUCGCGCGAAAGAAAGCUAGAUAAUAAUUGUGAGUUGUAUUUGACGGUUCGCACGUUUCGAGUGCCUGGGAGAGUGAAAAGUAUCAUUGAGCGAUUUCUGUGGGUACCUUCCUGUUAAAGGUUUACCGAUCUCUUCAAAGUUUCAGCUAUCUUUAUCGAAACUCGCGAUUCGCGACAAUGUAACUAAUUGGUCUUUGGGUGUAUAACGAUUGAAACCUGUCUCCCCUAACGAUUUUAGACUUAUUAAUUGCUUACAUAAACAAUUUUAUCGAAAUCAUGAAAUUAAAACCAUCAAGGUUAUACAAUCGUCUUUAGCUACUAUUAGCGGUUGCUGUAGAAAAAAAUAUUUUUCUCUUCAAUAAACUUUUAAUAUCGUUCAAUUGAACUAUGAAAUGGUCCGAGAGUUGAUUCAAUAUAUCUUUAUCUACCUAUAAGGAUUUCAUGUUUGAAAAGGAACGUAAAGGUCGAUACUGUCUUGCUCAUAUGCUAAUACAUGAUAGAAACUGACUAUAACUAGUCAUAGGCAAACCAGAUUGACAUCCGAAAGAGGUGUUAGAUGAAAAUUUUGCUGGUUUGGUAGCUGGUCAUGGAUAUUACAUAUAUUUGACUUUCAAUCCAUAAGGCCUAAAUAUGAGGAAAUUUACAAAAAGCCAAGAAGAGUGGUCCACCGAUUCAUCUGAUUUGAGAUUUCAAUACAUUACUUUCAAUGAAUUUUGGGACCACAGAAAUGAAUUAUAAUUUUAAACUAUACUUAGUCCAGACGCGAUCAAUUAUUUUAGCAUAUCCCCAAUUUAUUAACAGUAUUAUAAAACAAAUGCAUUUAAUGCUAUAUACGAUUUAUACGUAAUAUUCAUAUACGUUUAUAUAUGUUGAUUAGUACGUUACAAGCAGAUUAUGAGUGUUGUCAGAGGCGGGACCAAGCCGGCACUAGGAGAAGGGUAACAUGAAAAUGACGAAUUUUAACAAGCAGGAACAAUUAUUGUACAAGACUCUUUUGAGCUGUUUCAAAUAUGCAAAAGGAUGCACGUUAUAUAUUAUAUUACGUUAUUUAUUAUACGUUAGUUAUCUGGUGUUUGUGAGUUCGGAGAACUGUGUAAUGCAAUAAUGUAUUCCAAGUAUUUCUAUCUCGGCCAUAGUGAAUGUUUACUAGAUAUUGUUAGUGAGAGUAUGAAUGUGGUCAGUAUAUACGGCAUCAAACGUAACUUAAGCAAUUAUAAGCCGUAAUGCAAUACAAAUAAGGUGUACUGGUUAGGUUAAGUGUGUUGCCGUAAUACUUAGUUUGGCGCUUACAUCUUUCUUAGCUCUAUCGCUAAGCUAUUUAUGGAUAUCAUAAGCUACAGAUCACUUCACGUUCGUGGUAAAUUAUAUACAAAUACCACCAGCAAUACUAGGUUUUGUACUGUUAUUACGUUAUUAAACUUUUGUUGUCUUUGUAGCCGGAAAACGCCGAUGCUGUGGUAAUAUGCAACCGUAGCAGAGUUUUCUACGUCGCAAGAUUUUUCUCUUAAUUGUUUACAUGGUUGGUAAUUUAAAGAGCAAAGUAAAAAAUAGCUGAACACGCGUAGGCGUGUUGUUAUUUUUAGACUUUUUAGAUUUCCUGCGACGUGCAAGCUGUGCCGCAUUUACUAUUAUACAGCGCCGACUCUGUGCCUUUUUUAACCAAAAGGGUACUUAUUGUCGCUUGUCAGUAAGGCGCUAUUUCCAUAUAGCUUCAAUUAGAAAUCAACCAUAUCGACAAGCGACAAUGUGGUACUUUUUGGUUGAAAACGUCACAUUUAUUUCUUCCGAGCAUAAGCUAAUUUAAUUGCGCACAAACGUACGCCGGCGAUGUCUGAUAGACUCCAUUUUAUAACAAAACUACGGCGAGAUAUAAGAAUUUAAAUGAAUGUAUUGUGAAAAGACAAAUUACUGAAAAUACCUAUAUAGAUUUUCUUCAAAUGUUGGAUACAUUAUUAAUGUAACUAACCUUGUAUAUACGUAUGACCCGAACGGUAGAGUGAAUAUAUUUUGAGGCUCAAAUAGCCAAUUCGAAGUGGCGGUGUCCGUAUGACGUCAUACGUAACGUUUCGUUUCACGUUUAGAAUUAAUUGUAAAUACAUAAUAAUAAUUAUAACAUUGUAGUUAAAUGUAGAAUACGCGUUCCAAGAAAUUAUACAUCAUUUAACACUACUUAUUUGGUAGAUUGUUUAUUUGUAUUUUCUGUUAUUUAUACCUUGAAUUUUGUUAGGUUCCUAUAGUGAUAUGUUCAAAUGGAUUGUAUAAAGUAGGCUAAUGUUUACGACGGAAGAUGUCGCCGCUCCGGCGCGUGUCACAACCAUUCCGACCGGUUCUAGUCAUCGUGCUCUCUGUGUAGUACAUUGUAUGUGAUAGAGUAGCUACAUAGCGACACCGUGCUACCCUCCACCCCUGUAAUCUGUCAAUUCUCGCUGCCGUGAUAGCCGAUUUUUAUGUCAGAUUGUCCAUACAAUCUAGAUUAUUCAGACUAAUCUUCACGGCCCCGAGAAUUGACUUGGAAGACCCAAUUAAAACAUUAUAUUUGUCAGUCACAAUGUUAGAUAGUAAGUAAAAGUUGUUCUGUUCCGUGAAUGUCGUACACUCAGCGUGAUACAUAUAUACACUUCACUCGACCGCUCCAUAAUUCACACUAAUAUUUAUACAGGAAACAUAGCGUAGUUAGUAUCGAUGUGACGGUAGUUUUAUAUGGAUGAUAUUUCUUUGAAUAACUUAUUUCGAUGUACCUAUCAGUCCGAGCAAUGCUUACUCUCGUUACUGCUUUGAUAAAUGUUGAUAUAUCUAAUAUUGUCACUAUACUAUCGCUUCUAGGUGACUGUUAUAUAUUUCCAUUAACUCCAUCUUGACAAAGUAAGCUUUUGUGACGUUUAGUCUUUGUAAAUAUUUCCUAGUUGAUUUGAUCUGCCUGAGUUACGUCGAGCCCCGCUUGUAGCGGCUCGGCUGACCCUAGAGAAUAUCCCGAUAAUAAUUUAGCAUAGGCUAUUAUAGGUUAAGAUCAAAAAAGUAUUAUCCAAGUCUAGACAUGCUGUGUGUUAUAUUUCUUAAAAUUAUUACCAUUAUUGUCGUCGAGAUUAUCUUACAUGAAUCUGGGAGUUUUGUUCGAAUGGCAUCAGGAUAUUGUUAUUUAAACUAUUUGACUAUGUGCUUACCACUGAUAAAGAUAUAUAAUAGGCAGCGAGUUUAAUUGGUAUGUAUGUUGUUUAUUUUCUCGACACCGCAACGAAGGGAGAUCUCGCGUCACGAGACGCUAUAUUAUUGUUUACAUACCUUUUCUUUCUAGUCAUUUUUGUAUAACAUUCCAAAGUUUGUAACUAUUGACUUUCUCAAAUAUCUAGUGAUGUAUUUUGCAUAGCAAACUGAUGUUAACGUAGAGACAUAGAGCGGGAUAAAUCACGGGUGUGUCGUGUUGUGGGUGCAACUGUUUAUGAAGUAUUUUUUUGGAAAUUUAUUUUGCGAAGCUUACGUUAUUUCGUUAUAUUUUUGUAAUUCGAAUAAAGGUCUUUUUAAAUUAGAGAUAACAGCAGACGCUGGAUUAUAUAUAUUUUUAUAGAGUAUACUCUUUAAGCUAUACUGCUAUUUUUAUAGGGUAGUGUUGUUCAGUUGGUUGCGUUCGUUCGGUUGGUCUGUUCGGUUGAGGCGCUGCUCGGUGACCAGAGCGCCUGAGUGAUUACGAUAGUGAUUGUUGAUUGUUGGCCGAGAAUGAUAUUGAAAAUUAUAUAUUACAUAUAAUUUAUGAAUUUCAUUCAAUAUAUGAAAAUAAGAACAAUGUAAUGAUUGGUAAUAUUACUCAUUGCUCUAAAUGUACUAUCAAAAUAUAUUAUACACAGUGUUAAAGGUCAUAAAUAAAAUGCUUUGAAAAUUUCCAAA
Cydia strobilella is the source of this 9389-nucleotide messenger RNA. It is a transcript of the gene unc-104, whose product is annotated as kinesin-like protein unc-104. The record is from RefSeq and is a predicted model, not a curated record. Gene Ontology annotation, molecular function: ATP binding; microtubule motor activity; microtubule binding. Lineage: Eukaryota; Metazoa; Arthropoda; Insecta; Lepidoptera; Tortricidae. Gene Ontology annotation, biological process: microtubule-based movement. Bases 300 to 5474 code for a protein of 1724 amino acids. The transcript has 41 exons.